Messenger RNA from Rhineura floridana, 2691 nucleotides. It is a transcript of the gene SLC8A2, whose product is annotated as solute carrier family 8 member A2. Bases 124 to 2691 code for a protein of 855 amino acids. The transcript is spliced from 8 exons. Gene Ontology annotation, cellular component: postsynapse; sarcolemma; axon. Gene Ontology annotation, biological process: calcium ion import across plasma membrane; sodium ion transmembrane transport; cell communication. Gene Ontology annotation, molecular function: calcium:sodium antiporter activity. The record is from RefSeq and is a predicted model, not a curated record. Lineage: Eukaryota; Metazoa; Chordata; Lepidosauria; Squamata; Rhineuridae.
GAAGGCAACUGCACUUACGAAGGAUCCAACCAGUGUCAACCGGGAGUCCUCCUCCCUGUUUGGCAGCCAGACAACCCUUCCUUCGGUGACAAGGCUGCCAGGGCAAUUGUCUACUUUGUUGCCAUGAUGUACAUGUUCCUGGGAGUCUCCAUCAUUGCUGACCGCUUCAUGGCAUCCAUUGAGGUGAUCACAUCCAAGGAGAAGGAGAUCACUAUCACCAAGUCCAACGGCGAGACCAGCAUUGGCACUGUGAGGAUUUGGAAUGAGACCGUCUCCAACCUCACCCUCAUGGCGUUGGGCUCAUCAGCACCAGAAAUCCUCCUCUCGGUCAUUGAGGUUUGUGGCCACAACUUCCAAGCUGGUGAGUUGGGUCCUGGCACCAUAGUGGGCAGCGCGGCCUUCAACAUGUUUGUGGUCAUUGCAGUGUGUGUUUAUGUCAUUCCUCAUGGUGAGAGCCGCAAAAUCAAGCACCUGAGGGUCUUCUUCGUCACAGCUUCCUGGAGCAUCUUUGCCUACAUUUGGUUGUACCUGAUCUUGGCCGUCUUCUCACCUGGGAUCGUGCAGGUCUGGGAGGCCUUGCUAACCCUAAUCUUCUUCCCUGUCUGUGUGGUCUUUGCAUGGAUGGCUGAUAAGCGCCUUCUCUUCUACAAGUACGUCUACAAGAGGUACAGGGCUGACCCGCGUAGUGGCAUAAUCAUCGGGACAGAGGGCGAGUUCCCCAAGGGUAUAGAGAUGGAUGGCAGCUUCGUGGCCAAUGACCACAGGGAGAGCGUCUUCGUGGAUGGAAGCGCAGCCUCGGUGUCCCCCCUUCCUAUAGCCACUCAGGAGGAAAAAGAAUUGGAUGAGAGUCGCAAGGAGGUCAUUCAGAUCCUCAAAGACCUCAAGCAGAAGCACCCAGACAAGGAAUUAGACCAGCUCGUUGAGAUGGCCAACUAUUACGCCUUGUUGCAUCAGCAGAAGAGCCGAGCCUUCUACCGCAUCCAGGCAACGCGAAUGAUGACUGGGGCAGGGAACAUCCUCAAGAAACAUGUCUCUGAGUUCUCCAAGAAGUCAGUUAAUCUGCUGGAGGUGCCAUCAGAGGCAGAUGUGGAAGAGAACUACAGCAAAAUCUUCUUUGAGCCAUGCAUGUACCACUGUUUGGAGAAUUGCGGCUCGGUCACCUUGACUGUGGCAUGUCAGCAGGGCGGCGACACCUACAACACUUUCUACGUAGACUACAAAACAGAGGACGGUUCGGCCAAAGCAGGCUCGGACUAUGAGUACAGCGAGGGGACAUUGAUCUUCAAGCCUGGUGAGACCCAGAAAGAGCUGAAGAUUGGCAUAAUCGAUGACGAUAUCUUCGAAGAGGACGAGCAUUUUUUCGUCCGGCUGCUCAACUUGCGUGUGGGGGAUGCCGAAGGCAUGUUCGAGUCAGACUCAGCUGACCACCCCAAGGGGCGGCUUGUGGCACCGCUGGUGGCCACCGUGACCAUUUUGGACGAUGACCAUGCUGGCAUCUUUACCUUCCAGGAUAAAUUGUUGAGGGUGAGUGAGUGCCAAGGGACCCUGGAGGUCAAGGUGAUCCGGAGCUCAGGGGCCCGUGGGACGGUGAUGGUCCCCUACCAGACGGUGGAAGGGACUGCGCGAGGAGGGGGAGUGGACUACGAAGAUUCCUGCGGGGAGCUGGAGUUCAAGGAUGAUGAAACAGUGAAAUCCCUUUAUGUGAAAAUUGUGGAUGUUGAAGAAUAUGAAAAAAAGGACAGCUUCUUCAUAGAGCUGGGGCAGCCACGGUGGUUGAAACGGGGCAUAUCAGCCCUUUUGCUCAAUCAAGUGGAUGCUGACAAGAAGCUCUCGGCUGAGGAAGAGGAAGCCCGCAGGAUUGCGGAGAUGGGUCAGCCCAUCCUUGGGGAAAACUCUCGCCUUGAAGUCAUCAUUGAGGAGUCCUACGACUUCAAGAACACUGUAGACAAGCUCAUCAAGAAGACAAAUCUGGCAUUGGUGAUUGGUACACACUCAUGGAGGGAACAGUUCCUAGAGGCGAUCACCGUGAGUGCAGCUGGGGACGAGGAAGAGGAGGAAGAUGGGCGUGAGGAGCGCCUUCCCUCCUGCUUCGAUUACGUCAUGCACUUCCUGACCGUCUUCUGGAAGGUUCUCUUCGCCUGUGUGCCCCCCACUGAGUACUGGAAUGGCUGGGCCUGCUUCAGCGUCAGCAUCCUGGUGAUCGGGGUGUUGACGGCGUUCAUUGGGGACCUGGCUUCCCACUUCGGCUGCACCGUCGGCCUCAAGGACUCUGUUAACGCCGUGGUGUUUGUGGCCCUGGGUACUUCCAUACCAGACACCUUUGCCAGCAAAGUGGCCGCUCUCCAGGACCAGUGUGCAGAUGCUUCCAUCGGCAACGUCACUGGCAGCAACGCCGUCAACGUCUUCCUGGGCUUGGGUGUGGCCUGGUCCGUGGCAGCCAUUUACUGGGCCUUCCAAGGCAAAAACUUUGAGGUGCAGAAGGGGAACCUGGCCUUCUCCGUCACCCUCUUCACCAUCUUCGCCUUCGUUUGCAUCAGCGUCCUCAUGUACCGCCGCCGGCCGCACAUAGGGGGUGAGCUGGGGGGACCCCGAACCGCCAAAAUUCUCACCACUUGCCUCUUCAUGGGCCUCUGGUUGCUGUACAUCCUUUUUGCCAGCCUCGAGGCCUACUGCCACAUCAAGGGCUUCUGA